This is a messenger RNA of Phoenix dactylifera (date palm), 1331 nucleotides long. RefSeq names its product alpha amino-terminal protein methyltransferase. NCBI's taxonomy places the organism in Eukaryota, Viridiplantae, Streptophyta, Magnoliopsida, Arecales, Arecaceae. Gene Ontology annotation, biological process: N-terminal protein amino acid methylation. Gene Ontology annotation, molecular function: methyltransferase activity. The record is from RefSeq and is a predicted model, not a curated record. Gene Ontology annotation, cellular component: cytoplasm.
AUUUUAUUAACGCCGUAAUAAAAAAAAUUGGCGCAAACUUAACGGAGCUGCGAGAUGCUUCCUAUGGGCCGUUAUAACGGCCUGUCAUUCGAGCCUCAAUCGCUGAACCCGAACAGUAGGGUUUAGCGUCCGAGAGUGGGAAAGGUUUCUCCUCAUCGUCGCCUCCUCUCGUUGUCGCUCUCCGUGUCACCGUUGAGAUGGACGCCGGCGGGUUGGACUCCGACGGCCGGGGAUUCUCGAGCUCCAGGGAGAUGUGGAGAGAAGAAAUCGGCAUCGGCGAGGCCGAAGGCGGCAGCAAACGCCACGAAUGGUACCGGAAAGGCAUCGCCUACUGGCAAGCCGUGGAAGCUUCUGUGGACGGGGUCUUGGGAGGCUACGGCCAUGUCAACGAGGUCGACGUGAAGGGCAGCGAGGCUUUUCUCAAUACCCUCUUGCCCAAUCGGUUUGGAACGGAAAGGCGGCAUCUUGUAGCUCUUGAUUGUGGUUCUGGCAUUGGGAGGGUCACAAAGAAUCUUCUUCUAAGAUACUUUAAUGAGGUAGAUCUUGUUGAGCCAGUGUCACAUUUUCUGGAGGCUGCUCGUGAAAAUUUAGCUCUUGAUGGGGAUUCUGAAAAAGAUGCUCACAAGGCUGUAAAUUUUUAUUGUGUCCCUCUUCAGGAAUUCACUCCAGAAGCUGGCAGGUAUGAUGUGAUAUGGAUCCAGUGGUGUGUAGGACAGCUUCCAGAUGAUGAUUUUAUCUCAUUUUUUAAGCGAGCAAAGGCUGGCCUCAAACCUAAUGGGCUUUUUGUCGUCAAGGAGAAUAUUGCAAGAAAGGGAUUUGUAUUGGAUAAGGAGGAUCAUAGCAUCACUAGAUCUGAUUUAUACUUUAAAGAGCUUUUCAACCAAUGUGGACUCUAUAUCUACAGCACAAAGGAUCAAAAGGGUUUCCCGGAGGAGAUAUUCCCUGUGAAGAUGUAUGCAUUGGUAACCGAAAAGCCAAAAGUUGCUAGCAAUCGCAGAGCCAAGACGCAGCGACAUAAGCCUGCUGUGAUCAAGUCCUGACACUUAAGAAAAACCAGAAGAGCACAUCUUGUUGGCAGUCAGAGGGAUGUAAAUGGUUGUUUGAAGUCUCAGCUAUCGAACCUGAAGAUUGCUUCAUAUUGAUCCGGUAGGUCGAAGUCCUGUUGAGGUCGCUGUUGAAUUGCUGGUGAGAUAGCAGUCUAGCUAGGAAACUUGGUGAUCUAAUUAAAAAACUAACAGAGUUUUUAUCAUGAACUUGAUCCAACAUUGUGAAGUUUCUGAAGUUAUUCAUUAAGAAGUACUUUCACAUUGGUAUUCUGUUUUUUAGAUUUA